UCUACAUAUAUAUGUAUCCAAGUGUGUGUUUUCCGUCUCUGUCUUUCUGUGCUUUGCAGAAAAUUUCAGUGCCACCUCAUCGUGUACUUAUGUCCUUACGACCAAUCGCUCAAACUUUGUCGUAAACUAAUCCACAAAAUCAAAAAUGACCGGCCAAUUUACACUCGUCGGUCUAUUGCUGCUACUAUCUCGGGUACAAUGUAUUUCGUGGUAUAUGGAACCUGCACCAAGAGCUCAAAAGUGCUUAAAAGAAGAGAUACACGGAAAUGUCCUCGUAGUCGGUGAAUACGAGGUCUCCGAAGUUCCCGGCCAGAAAGUCGACUUUGUGGUUAAGGAUUCCAAAAAUCAUAUCCUUGCACAAAAAGAUGAUGUUCAACAUGGAAAAAUGGCAAAGUUUACAUUUGUUACUGAAGCAUACGACGUUUUUGAAGUCUGCUUCACUUCAAUCACUUUGCACGGUCAAAGAGGUAUACAGCAAGAAGUUAAUCUAUCCAUCAAAAAGGGUAUUGAAGCUAAGAGCUAUGAGGGGCUUUUGCUUGGGGAAGCUGCUAAACUUAAGCCUAUUGAAGUGGAAUUAAAAAGGUUAGAAGAUUUGUCUGAGGCAAUUGUACAAGAUUUUGUUAGAAUGCGCAAGAGUGAAGAAGAAAUGAAAGAUACAAAUGAAUCCACAAAUUCCCGUGUUCUUUUCUUCAGUAUAUUUUCGAUGGUAUGUCUUCUCAGUUUGGCUACCUGGCAAGUCUUUUACCUGAGACGUUUCUUCAGGGCAAAGAAACUUAUUGAGUAAUGAACAUUAUCAUUCAAUCUUCAUGAAAAAUCAUGAGUCAUUCAAACAAAGCUGUGUCCAAGUAAUUAAUAACUUGGUUAAACAUCAGAAGAUAAACUGUAAAUGUUGUUGAGUGGUUUAAUAUAUAAAAAAAAAGCUUGGUGAACAAGCCUAAAUAAUAACAA
Messenger RNA from Copidosoma floridanum, 948 nucleotides. RefSeq names its product transmembrane emp24 domain-containing protein bai (gene bai). The record is from RefSeq and is a predicted model, not a curated record. NCBI's taxonomy places the organism in Eukaryota, Metazoa, Arthropoda, Insecta, Hymenoptera, Encyrtidae.